This is a messenger RNA of Magnolia sinica, 2019 nucleotides long. Its product is annotated as small ribosomal subunit protein uS3m. The coding region runs from base 300 to 1871 and encodes 523 amino acids. The transcript is spliced from 2 exons. Gene Ontology annotation, molecular function: RNA binding; structural constituent of ribosome. The record is from RefSeq and is a predicted model, not a curated record. NCBI's taxonomy places the organism in Eukaryota, Viridiplantae, Streptophyta, Magnoliopsida, Magnoliales, Magnoliaceae. Gene Ontology annotation, biological process: translation.
UCAUGCCACGACGAUCUAUAUGGAAGGGCAGUUUUGUUGAUGCAUUCCUGUUGAGAAUGAAGAAGGAAAGAGAGAGUCUUUUGAGCAGGAAAAUUUGGUCACGUAGAUCUUCUAUUUCGCCGGAAUUCGUCGAUUGCUCCGUACGAAUUUACAAUGGAAAAAGUCCUGUUCGUUGUAAGAUCACUGAAGGAAAGGUUGGUCAUAAAUUUGGAGAGUUUGCUUCUACACGGAAACGAAGACCUUCGAGAACAAAUAUUGAACCGGGAAGAAAAGGGAAAAAGUAAAGUCUGACGCGCCAUAUGGCACGAAAAGGAAAUCCGAUUUCGGUAAGACUUGAUCUGAAUCGUAGUUCAGAUCCAAGUCGGUUCAGUGAUUAUUAUUAUGGUAAAUCAGUGUAUCAAGAUGUCAAUCUGAGAUCUUAUUUCGGUUCGAUACGUCCACCUACGAGACUCACCUUUGGCUUUCGUCUCGGUAGGUGUAUUAUUCUACAUUUUCCCAAAAGGACAUUCAUUCAUUUCUUUCUUCCCCGUCGACCACGACGACUGAAACGACGCGACAAAUCAAGACCCGGAAACGUGAGAGGCCGGGGGGCAGGGAAAAGAGUCGAGUCGAUCAGGCUCGACGACCGGGAGAAGCAAAACGAAAUCAGGAUUUGGCCGAAAAAGAAGCAACGCUAUGGAUACCAUGACCGAUCACCAUCGAGAAAGAAGAAUCUUUCUAAAUCACUUCGGGUCAGCGGGGCCUUCAAGCAUCCGAAAUACGCCGGGGUUGUAAAUGACAUAGCGUUCCUGAUAGAAAAUGACGACUCCUCCAGAAAAACUAAGUUAUUCAAGUUCUUUUUCCCAAAGAAGUCCCGCUCCGGCGGCCCGACGAGUCAUCUACUUAAAAGGACCCUCCCUGCUGUGCGCCCCUCCUUGAAUUAUUCGGUCAUGCAAUACUUAUGGAAUACAAAGAACAAAAUGCAUUUCGACCCCGUCGUAGUUCUCAAUCAUUUCGUGGCACCGGGCGUGGCUGAACCAUCUACGAUGGGGGGAGCGAAUGAACAGGGAGGAAGCUUAGAUAAGAGAAUACGCUCUCGCAUCGGUUUUUUUGUAGAAAGCUCGACCAGCGAGAAAAAGUGUUUGGCCGAAGCCAAAAAGAGGUUGACCCACUUCAUUCGCCAAGCGAAUGAUCUUCGCUUCGCGGGAACAACAAAAACCACCAUCUCGCUCUUUCCUUUCUUCGGUGCUACCUUUUUCUUUCCAAGGGAUGGGGUUGGGGUGUAUAAGGAACUCUUUCUUGAGGAUGCCCGGGAACAACUCCUAGGUCAAUUAAGGAUCAAAUGUUGGAACCUCAUGGGUAAGGAGAAGGUAAUGGAAUUGAUAGAGAAAUUCAUAGACCUAGGUAGGAUAGGAGAAUUGAUAAAGGGAAUAGAGAUGAUGAUAGAGAUCAUACUGAGAAACAGAAGAAUUCCGUACGGGUACAACUCUUAUUUGAACGAAGUGCAAAAAAUUCGAUCUUUGUUGUCUAAUAGAACAAACACUAAUACCUUAAUUGAGUCGGUCAAGAUCAAAUCUGUUUAUCAAAGUGCUUCUCCGAUUGCUCAAGACAUCUCUUUUCAACCGAGGAACAAAACAAGAUCAUUUCGUUCCAUUUUUAGUCAAAUAGUGAAGGAUAUUAAAUUAGUAAUGCCAAAAGGGGUGGAGGGGAUCCGUAUUUGUUGUUCAGGUCGAUCAGAGGGUGCAGAAAUAGCUAGAACUAAAUGCGGAAAGUAUGGAAAAACAUCUCGUAAUGUAUUUAACCAGAAAAUCGAUUAUGCUCCUGCGGAAGUAUCUACUCGUUACGGAAUCUCAGGUGUCAAAGUGCGGAUCUCAUAUAGUAAAAAAAAAUAAGGGACGUGCUAUAUCCGAAACGUACGAAAUAUAGUAAAUAUCGUAAAGGCAGAUGUAGUAGGGGUCGCGAACCGGACGGUACACAACUUGGUUUUGGAAGAUAUGGCACCAAAAGUUGUAGAGCUGGUCGUCUUUCAUAUCGAGCCAU